AGGACCGGGGAUCAAUCAACGAAGCAUCGAAUUAUCGCCAAAAAUCACCGUUUAAAGAAAACCUACAGCAACUACCAGAAAGGAGGAGGGACAGAUUGAGGAGAAAUUUACGACAUCGAACGGGAACAGUUUUCGGCUAGAAACUUUAUAUUUUGGUGGAUUCGACUGUACGUAACAAUUAAUUUAAUUUGUGCCGUGAACGCUGAUUUAGUGAUAUAGGUAUGUUUGCCACGGAAAGCGCCAUGAUAUCGCCGACGCAAGAUCCAGCCGCUGUCAAACGGCGACUCGCGUUCCAAAAGAGUUACAGUCAGGAGCACGGAGGGUCAUGGCGUAGAAAAAGCCUGAUCGAGGACGCGCGGUUCGAAACGGUAACCAAUAUAGAAUUCGCCAAGCGAGAGCGCACAAUCAGCAACAGAGGAUCGAUCAGCGAGGAGGAGGAAGUCUUCAUUCAAAAUGGCGAGACAACGUCACCCGUAGAGACGGAACCCUGCCGUGUCUACGUCAUCCUGGUCACAGUAAAAGAAGGAAUGACGUCUUCACUUUCCCGGAUUAUUAGAGUGUUUGAAACCACAAAGGUAGUCCUUGAACACAUAGAAUCUCGGAAGUCACAAAAAGUUGGCGCCAUCUUCGAUGUUUUGAUACAAUGUGUAUGUUCCGGCCAAAAAGUGACGUCACUGAUGAACGCCAUUCGGCAAAAUCCAUCAACCGUGGAGGUUUCCGUCAUUGGAACGAAAGACACCGACCCUAAAGGUCAGCAUUAUGUCUGCAUCCAUGAACUAGUCAUUAAAAACGUCACUUCCUGUUUUCAGGGAUUUACAGAUGAAGAGUACAAAGCACGCAGAAAACACAUAGCAGACAUAGCGUUUGAAUACAAACAUGGUCACCCCAUACCCAGAGUUCAAUACAGCAAGGAAGAGGUCGACACGUGGGGCCACGUGUACAAACAGUUGAAGGAGCUAUUCCCCACGCAUACGUGUCAUGAACAUAUCGAAGCUUUCAAGGGACUUGAGAAAGAGGGUGGCUACAAUGAAAGCUGUAUACCCCAGUUAGAGGAUGUGUCCAACUUCCUUAAACGCAAAACCGGGUUCCAGCUUCGUCCUGUUUCCGGAUUACUUUCGGCCCGAGAUUUCCUGGCAAGUCUCGCCUUCCGCGUGUUCCAGUGUACACAAUAUGUAAGGCAUGGAUCCAAACCGGACCAUUCUCCGGAACCGGAUUGUAUUCACGAGUUGUUAGGUCACGUGCCGAUGUUAUCUGUUCCUGCUUUUGCGCAGUUCUCACAGGAAAUAGGCCUGGCUUCACUCGGAGCGUCAGACCAAGAUAUAGAACGGCUAGCAACGCUUUACUGGUUUACGGUGGAGUUCGGUUUGAUUCGACAGGACGGACAACUACGAGCAUACGGUGCUGGAACGUUAUCGUCAUACGGGGAAUUAAAGCAUUCACUAUCAGACAGCCCCAAGCAACUUCCGUUUAACCCGGCAGUUACGUCAGUACAGGAAUACACUGACGACGAUCUCCAGCCAGUGUAUUUCUAUGUCGAGUCGUUUGAGGACAUGAUGCAGAAAAUGAGGGACUACGCCUCCUCGAUAAAGCGAUCCGUGGACCUCCGAUACGACCCAUUCACUCAGUCUAUCCAAGUCAUAGAAAAGAAAGAAACGUUAGAGACCCUCUCCACCUCACUCCGAACUGAAAUAGUCAACCUAGAGAAAUUAGUAAAAAGAAUGGACCUCAUCAGCGUUUAGAACCCGGAUAUAGGGUGUUUUCCAUUAAUAUGGUAUUGUGGGUGUCGCUCUCGUCAUUGAUAAUGAAUCGAGUGUUAACGACUGGGUGUUUGAGUAAUGAAAUCGAGCAUUAACAAGUCUGUCAGCAGUAUCAUCGGCGAUACUAUGUUAAUGGAAAUCAUCCAUCCAUACAAAGCCUGUAUUUGGAUAUUAUGAAAGGUUUGCUAGCAAUACAGAACAUUAAAGGGGUGCUUUAGACACCAUGCCCAGGACGGAGGACCCCGUGACACAAUUUCCAAAUGGUCUUGCAACUUUUGAAGUACUUGAUGGUGACUCUCUUUUUUCAGGUUUAAGGUUUAUGUGGAAUCUGUAAAAUUAAUUGCAUAGAGCCACAUUUCCACACGUUUUACACAAAUGGAAAAAAUUUAACCAAACAAAUUCUUGUGUGAAUUUUCGUAGUCAUAAGACCGUUCGUAAAAUGAACUCUUGAUAUUUCCCUGGGGGCAAAUCUCUUAAAAUUUGAUGAAAAAUAAGAUGUUUGAAUGCUCAGUGGUGUUUGAAAGAGCCGCCAUCUGAACAGGAAAUUGUAGGAAAUGCAGAUGAAAGAUACACGAAUGCAAUGUAAUAAUGUAAAGGUCGAACACGGUAUUGAUACAAUAUCGAGAACAUAUACUAUAGAAUCUUUCAUAUAAAAGAAAUAAGUUGCCUUUGGAAAUGCAAAUUUUGUGACACGUUAUAAUGGAACAAUCACAUGAUUUUAAUUACUAUUAUAGACAUCUUCAUAUAAACAAAUGUACUGUACAAUUUUCAUUUAUCUCUUUUUUCAUAAGUUCUGGGUUGUCAAUAAUUUUAAGACAUCUAAACAUCAUAGCUUUAAGAAACAUUCCAAAACGAACAUGGUAGAAUAUGUCUUGUUUGUACAUUAUAAAAUAUAGCUUAUUGACAAGUAACAGUUUGCCUUCCUGAAUCUUGAAUUAUUUAAUAUGUAUGAUUAUAUUACGUUUACCUUUCAUUUACAACCUCAUACUUUGUGUUUAAGUUUAAUUAUGUUUUAGGUUCACGUUGUGUCAAGGUUCAUGCUGUAUUUCAGGCUCAUGUUGCAUUUUAGUUCAUACUAUGUUUUAGGUUCAUAUUGUAUCUGUGUAUAUUGAUCACGUGAUUUUUAGUUACUGCUUCAUUUAUUGCAGCUUUUAUCUGGCUGCUUUGUCUUCAUUUUGAUGACGUCACUAGGUAUUCCGUCAUCUCGAAUGAUAAACUUUACAAAUGGGCGAACAUGAAUAUGUUUUAUGUAGUGUACUCUACUGACUAUAUUAUAAUGUACAUGUAUGUUAUGACGUCAUGAACUCGUUGUGAUGUCAUUAAGUUACUGUGAUGUCAUUACCUCUUUGUCAUAUACCGUAUAUAGUGUAGCCAACUGUAUUCGUUGUAUUAUGUUGCGUAUACUUGUGGAUAAAUAAAUGUUCCAUCAGAUUGAG
Ostrea edulis (European flat oyster) is the source of this 3193-nucleotide messenger RNA. RefSeq names its product tyrosine 3-monooxygenase-like. The record is from RefSeq and is a predicted model, not a curated record. The transcript has 10 exons. NCBI's taxonomy places the organism in Eukaryota, Metazoa, Mollusca, Bivalvia, Ostreida, Ostreidae. The coding region runs from base 222 to 1739 and encodes 505 amino acids. Gene Ontology annotation, cellular component: perikaryon; cytoplasm; axon. Gene Ontology annotation, biological process: aromatic amino acid metabolic process. Gene Ontology annotation, molecular function: tyrosine 3-monooxygenase activity; iron ion binding.